Messenger RNA from Paralichthys olivaceus (Japanese flounder), 2062 nucleotides. The record is from RefSeq and is a predicted model, not a curated record. NCBI's taxonomy places the organism in Eukaryota, Metazoa, Chordata, Actinopteri, Pleuronectiformes, Paralichthyidae.
AGUGGAUAAAAGUGGGAAGUAUAAGAAAACAAACAGCGAAAGGAAAUCCUGAGGAAAAGAAGUGCCCAGUGAUACACACUGGACUAAGAUGGAAGUCUACACUGUAACAGUAGCGACUGGUGCAUCUGAGUAUUCAGGUACCAACAACUACAUCUUUCUUACCCUGGUGGGGGAGAAAGGGGAGAGUGAACGCACCCUGCUUGAUAACCCCGGACUGGACUUCUGUCGAGGAGCAGUGGACCAGUACAAGGUGACUAGUCCUUCUCCUUUAGGCUCCCUGCUACUGGUCAGACUGGAGAAACAGAGGUACUGGGUGGAAGACAACUGGUUCUGUUGCUAUGUCACAGUGGAGCAUUUAGAUGGGGACGCAUUGGUUUUCCCCUGUUACCGCUGGCUCACAGGAAACGUCAAGGUGGAGAUAAGACAGGGAACAGCUAAGACACUGAGGGAUGACUCCAUAGCUCAGCUGCUGGCACAUAGGAAGACAGAGCUGCAGGAAAGACAGAAGAUUUACAGAUGGCAAACAUGGGCUCCAGGGAUUCCCAGAUGUAUUGACGCUAAAACAGAGGCAGAUUUACCGCAAGACACCCGUUUUGAAAAUGAAAAGAGAAGCGACUUUGAACAUUCCUUGCAAUAUGCUUUGCUGGAGUUGUCUCUGAAAAAGUUGGCCAUCAUGUUUGGGAAGUCCUGGAAUGACCUGGAUGAUUUCAAACGGAUCUUCUGGAAACUGAAAAGCCCAAUAGCUGAGUACUGUAUGGAGCACUGGAAGGAGGACUGGUUCUUUGGAUACCAGUGUUUGAAUGGCUCCAACCCAAGGAUGAUCCAGAGGUGCAAGAAACUGCCAGAGAACUUCCCUGUUAAAUCAGACAUGGUGCAGAGCUCCAUGGCUCCCAGAACCAACAUGGACAAAGAACUCAAGGAAGGAAAUAUCUACUUGUUAGACUACGCCAUCCUGGAUGGUAUUCCCGCCAACACAAUCAAGGGUAAACCUCAGUACAUUGCUGCUCCACUCUGUCUCCUGUACCAACACCCAGAUAAAGGACUCAUACCUAUCGCUAUACAGGUAUACAAUUCACUCUUAUUAUGCUCAUAGACCACGAGUGAAAUACUAAAUGAACUCAAUGUGUUACUGAUGUGCCUGUACACAAUUAUACAUGCAGUUUAUAUUCAAUGAAAGUUGAUUUGCUUUAAUGUUGUUGGAAAAUUGCCUUUGGCUCACCAGUACUACAAGCUCCUGGCCCCUCAUCUGCGCUACACUCUUGAGAUUAACACUAGAGGGCGCAGUCAGCUUAUCUCUGCUGAUGGCAUCUUUAAACGGGUUGUGUCCACAGGUGGCGAUGGCCUGUUAGUUCUGGCUCAGAGGGAGUUUAAGAUGCUGACCUACCGCUCCCUCCAGCCCUACAAUGACUUCAUUGACAGAGGAGUGUCCCAGCUCCGAAACUAUCACUACAGAGAGCACAGUCUGAUGUUGUGGGAGGCCAUACACAGUUUUGUAUCUGGUAUGCUGAGUCUGUACUACCAGUCAGACCAUGAUGUGCAGGAGGAUGUGGAGCUCCAAGCAUGGAUCAGCGACAUAACACAGAAGGGGAUGGCAGAGCUCCCCAGCUUUGGUCUGCCCAAUAAGCUCAGCACCAGAGAGGAACUGUGCACCCUGCUGGCAGUGGCCAUCUUCACCAGUACAGUCCAGCAUGCUGCUACUAACAACGGGCAGUUUGACUGGUGUGCCUGGGUCCCCAAUACACCCUGCACCAUGAGACAUCCCCCACCAACAGACAAGGAUGCUGUUACCAUGGAGAGGAUCAUGGCCUCCCUUCCUGAUGUUAGCCAGUCCUGUUUGCAGAUGGCUAUCACAUGGCAUCUGGGGCGAGCACAACCAGAUGCUAUUCCUUUGGGCCACUACACACAGGAGCACUUCACUGAAGCACAAGCUGUGGAGCUGAUCAAUGGGUUCAGAAGAGAGUUGGAGAAGAUCGAAGCUGAUAUCCUGAGUCAGAAUGAAGGACUGGAGCUGCAGUACCUUUUCCUCCUGCCUAGCCGCAUUGAAAACAGCGUCACGAUAUAG